AUGUCGCCGCACAAGCCGUUUCUCGAUUACCUAUAUCUAUUUAUAGUAGUUCUCCAUUUGACUGCUAUGCUAGGCGUCGAUUUUGUUCCAUUCUAUCCGCAGUCUCUAUGUCAACCUCGUGGCUCGCCAUUCCACUUUCUUGUCGCCUAUCGUCAGUGGUACAUCACAACAAUGUCUGAUCCUUAUUAUAACCUUGACAUUCCUGGGCACUUCUUCGAAUUCCUAGUCUAUGUUGAGCUUGUUGUGCAGUUCCCUCUAGCACUGUAUCUCACCCACGCACUGUUAACCAAACAGCGGAUCUCUGGUUCUGGGGAGCUUGCAGCCGUCGUCUACGGUGCAGUGACGGGCCUUUGCACGGCUAUAGUUUGCAACGAUAUGUGGCAUCUGGGCCCAGAGGUUAUCACUCAUGAGGCCAAGCAAACUCUGCUGUUUGGGGCAUAUCUGCCAUAUGCCGUGAUUCCCAGCGACCUUGAUGUCAUUGGAAAUGCAAAAGCGGCUGCUAGCCCGGCUUCAUAG
This is a messenger RNA of Fusarium oxysporum Fo47, 516 nucleotides long. RefSeq names its product transmembrane protein 6/97. The transcript has 3 exons. The coding region runs from base 1 to 516 and encodes 171 amino acids. The record is from RefSeq and is a predicted model, not a curated record. NCBI's taxonomy places the organism in Eukaryota, Fungi, Ascomycota, Sordariomycetes, Hypocreales, Nectriaceae. Gene Ontology annotation, cellular component: endoplasmic reticulum.